UAAGACAGACUAUUCAGCUCACAAAGAAGCUUGUGCAUCUUCACACAGUAUGCUCCGACUCAUCUUUCUUGCUUCUCUCCUCAUAGGCUCAGCCUGUGCAUUACAUCUGGAAUACCUGAAAAUGGACUCUACGGAGGUCACCGAUGGGACUUUGGUUUCGGCCACUUCUCACGGUUCUGUUGAUCAGGACGAGGAUUUGCUGGAUCUUGAAGCACUGAUUCCUGGCACGUGUUGGUUGUGUAAGAAAAUUGUGACGAAGGUGAAGAAACAUCUUGGUAGUCAUGAAAAAGUGGAAAAGAUUAAAGAGAAACUGAGGAGAGGCUGUGACAAUUUAGGAGAAGUGGCAAAACUUUGUAAGAAGCUGGUUAAUAGGCACAUUGAUAUCUUAGUGAAGGAACUUUCUACUGAUGAUAAUCCAAAAACAGUCUGUGCUAAAGCUGGAAUUUGCAAGGAAAUGGACAUGCUGGAUCUGAUCCAAGUUUUUCCACAAAACGUCCAGAUUCUCUGAAUGAAGUCCAGCACAGCAAGAAAGGAAUCAAAAUGGAACUCUAUGUUUCAAAUAUAAAUGUUUUCUAAUCAUUUUGUGCUAAUAAAAUAUUUGGUCAAUAA
Molecule: messenger RNA, 609 nt
Organism: Tachysurus vachellii
Lineage: Eukaryota; Metazoa; Chordata; Actinopteri; Siluriformes; Bagridae
Product: antimicrobial peptide NK-lysin-like
Exons: 5
Coding region: 50-508 (152 amino acids)
Biological process (GO): lipid metabolic process; defense response to bacterium
Source: RefSeq, a predicted model, not a curated record